ACCAUCUUUUCCAAAACCCGGCACUUUUCCUGUUAUGUCUGUCUCCUCUCUGCCGGAAUGGAAGCAACUCCUGCUGGAGAAAAAGAGGAGAGAGGAGGAGGAGCGAGAGAGGAGAGAAAAGGAGGAGGAGGAGAAAUUUGCCAGCAUGCCCGCCUGGAAGCGUGGGAUCAUCCAGCGGAGGAAGGCAAAACAGGACAGUUUUGGUGACAGAGAAAAGGAGAGAGAUGCCUGUCUGCUGCAGGUGGAUGUCAGAUCUCCUUCUGAUGGUCUGAGUGACACUGACAGCUUUGUAACGGUCAAUCCGGGAAGCGAACUGUCACUUAGUCCAGAUUUGGGGCAAUGGCUGGAUGCAGACCUCAAACAAGUGAGUCAGGUGUCUGUUGAAACUAUAGUUCCAGUCCAUGAAAACCCAUUUAUUCGCACGCAGAGUUCGUGGAGGAAGGGCAGAGAUGCAGAUGUAGGGAAUGAGCCAGAAGUUAAGGAGAAAGAAAAAUUGAGCCCCAGGGGUCAAGAUGGAGAGUCAGGAAGAGAAAGAGAUAUAGAGCUGAAAAUAGAAAGAUUCAGAGAUUUAAGUGAGGGACGGGAAAAAGAGAGGGGCAAAGACAGGAGUCAAGGAAGAGAAAAUAGCAGGGAGGGAUGGGAAAAAGAUAAAAGCCAAUGGAAAGAGUCAGUUAAAGAUGCAGGCAGGGAGCGGGAAUUCCUCAAAGUAAGAAAAGACGAGGAAGAUAAAGAAACAGAUCCACCAUCUAAUACGUUUUCCCCCAACGUCCCUUGUCUUCGGACCAUCCGAGCCGACAAUAUCAUCAUCAUCGAACAGGACAGGAGAAGCAGCGAUGAGAGAAGAGGUAGAUGGAGGGAAGCGGAGAGGGAGAGGCCUGAGGAGGACCACAAGGGGAAGAGAGGGAUGAAGAUGGACCUGAGGGAGAUCCUGGCCGGGGGAGGGAGCGUCACAGAGAUUCGAGCCUCUGAGGUUCUGAUCAUAAAGCCCCCAGCAAGCCCUGAAGAGAGGAAUCCAGUAGGAGGAGAAGGAGGAGGGAAAGGUUCAAGUAGACAGGAUGGAGAAAUGAAGUGCAGCAUGGAUGGAAGGAGGGAGAGUAUGGGCAGGGAGCUGAGAACAGACAUAUCCUGGCUAAGAGAAAAAGAGAAAGAGAGACCAUGGGGGCAGGCAACAGUUAUUAAAGAUGACAGGAAGGACAGCUUAGAUGAUAAUGUGUUUGUGGAAAGAGGAGGGAGGGUUAGCCAGCUGCUGAGUAAAUUUGGAGAGCACCCCAAGCCUCCAUCUCGAUCCAAAAGCUCUGAUAAUUUCCUCCGGCCUGGUAGGAGAAAAUACUCAGGCGAUGAAGAUGACCAGCAGUAUGAGGAGAGAAAUAUGCUGUUAAAAGGUGUGCCAAAACGCUCAUUAAGUUUCUCUGACCGCGUCAUCUGUGGAAAGGAGAAUGGUUUAGAUGACAAUGGGUAUUAUGAGAUGAAAAUUAGAAUACAUUCAGACAAGGGCAUAGCGCCGUGGGUUGACGUAGCAGGGAAGGAAACCACAGCAAAGAUCAAACUGGGGUGCUCAAGACUUUUAGAUAAAGACAGGUUUGGAAAGCUUAGAGACAGACAGUUAAAAAACGAGGAUGGAAAGGGGGGGCCCAUGCAGAGUAGCAGUGAGCCAGAAAUCUCCAUCCUAAACAGAGGUGAAGUAAAGAAAGUUGAGGCUGUUGACACCAGGGCUGCAGAAAAGGCAGCUGAUGCACAUGGAGACGAGGGGUUCACAGUGGCGUCUGUCAAAAACACAGAGGGAAUCUCAUUUGCCAGAAGAGUACCGAUCAGGCAGGAUGGGAAAGCGAGAGCAGAGAGAGAGGUGAAGCGACUGGCAGGUGAGAAAGGUUCAGAAAGGGAGCAGAGAGUAGAAAAAGAUUCAGAGGCGGGGGGACGGACUGAGGCGCAAGUUUGUGACAAAAAGGUGUCUGAGUUUCGGAGAGACGAGGGAUUCGAAAGCACAAUCCCACCUGAAGUUACAACAGCAGAGCUGGCCAGUCCAUGUCAGGCUGCUGAGAGUCAGUACAGACAUGAAUCAGCUUUCACAGAGUGCUCCGAUCUACUCUGUGCUGUCACAGAUAGGGCCAGUGACCCCCAUAGAGGGUCCGAGUGGAGUGAUACAGGGCCACAAGGACUUUACCUACCACCCAAUGUUUUGUCCCAACAGACAGAGGAUCUUAUAAGUAAAAUAGAAAAAAUAGGAGACACAACUGUUUAUAGCAAUGAGAAAGGAGGAAGGGCUUACAAAGCUGCUUAUGAAGUGAACAAAGAGAGCAAGCAGGAGGCGCAAACAUACAGUGAUGUUGGGUCAGAGAACCUCAUUCAUGAUGUAACCCCCAGAUCUCCGAAAAGGAUUGCACCAAUGGGGAUCAAUCCAGGUCCCCUCGAGAUUCAAAUCCCCAGAACUGUGUUUUACGUUGCGGAAGAAAUGGUGGAGAGUAAAAAGGCCACAGGUCAAAACAACGAGGGGCAAGACUGGGAAGCAGGUAAAGGUGUUGAGAGGAGGGACAGCUGGAGGAUCGGAAAACCCUUGAGCCGCAUCGAGUCCCUGCGAGAGAAAAUCAGACAAAGAGAGCUGGAGAGGCAGAGACAAAGAGAGGCACAAGAUGGAGGUGGAAGUGAAGGUUCAGAGACAAGUGAUAUUCAGAUAGCUGAGGACAGGCGUGAUGAGAGGGGAACUGAAAUAGACAAAGAGGGAGAAGCUGCAGCUGACAUGCGGAAGAGGCUGGUCAACGCAGAGAGGGCACAGGAAGACGCAGCAGCGCAGACAUCCGUGACUGCAUUUGACGUCACACAGGAAGUCAGCGUGCUAAAAAGCUGCCCUCAACUUCCUGUUUCUGUCCAACAUUCACAAGCCGUCAGAGUAGAGGAAGCAUCAAGCGAGUUUUACACUGCUGCCGCCGAAGUUAUCUCUGACAGCUUCCAGAUAUCUGAGGAUGAAGACGACCUCCUGAAACAUGUGGAAGAACAGCUGAGGCGCCACAGGAGCCUACACGAGAACAGAGGUGAAGAAAGGGAGGUGGAGGAGAAGGAGCUCUCAGAGGAGGAGGUAGAGGAAUACACAUCGCCUCUUGAUCCUGUACAAUCUCUCUCCCCUUUGCCAGCUCACCCCAACUCCCUCACAGCCAUGAGUCGGAUCUACAACUUGGGAACUGUUGGCUCGAGGUCGGGCUUGUGUCUGAGGGAGAGGACGGUAGACAGCCCAUCAGUGCACCUUGUUAAAGUGAAGCCCCUCAUGUCAAACGCACAGCAGAGGGACAACACAGCAUUCUCAGGUGAUGACAUUUCUGGGGUUCAGACAAUACAGCAACAGAUAGAGCAGUUUCAGCUGAAAGAGCAGGAAUCGCUGACAUCUUGUACAUCGCCAAACACUCCUCUCAAAGACAGAGAGACAAAGGGGCAGCAAAGCCCCAGAGGAGUGUUAAAGCAGCAGGUAAAGGACGAUGCCAAGACCCAGGAGAAAGAUCAAGAAACGUCAGAAUCAAACCCCACAGUGUCUCCUCAGCGUACUUGUUCUCCAACAUCUGUGCUCAAACAAACCAACCAAACUAUCACCAUUACCCCCUCACUUCUCAGGAGCCAAUCCCCGGAAAAUACUCUGAAACCCUCAGAUUGCGCCCCGACCCCAGCCUCCUCCCCAUGCUCUCCAUCUCCUGCCCAGUCUCCUAGUGUUUCUCCAUCUCCCACCCCAUCACCUGUGCGCUUCUUAAUCAAGAGUGCCUCUGGAGGCCAGGUGAAGAGAGGUGCCACCAUCACAAUCUCUCCAAAAAAACCUCCUGGGGAAGGAGGAGGAGUGACGGGGUCCACAACGAAGCCCAAGGUAGCAGGGGUGACAGCCACAAAGGCCUCAUCGCAGCAGGCCCAGACUGUCUCAGCUGUGGCCGAGCCAGUGAAGAAGAAGUACCCCACAGUGGAGGAGAUUGAGGUGAUUGGCGGGUAUCAGAAUCUGGAGAAGUCCUGUCUGGUCAAGAACAGAGGGACCCUGAAAAGGGGAAAGGUGUGUUUCGACGAGGACCAGCUGGAGCAGGUCUGUGAGUACCCAUCAGAGACCUCCAUGCUGGCUUAUACCCCUUACCCUCAUGAUCCGUGGAGACUGCAGGGAGAGGACGUGCAGGAGGAUGAGGAUGAAGUAGAGGGAGGAUCGGUCAUAUCCAAAAGCAUAAAGAACGUGGGGAUUACAACGGGUCGGGGUCUAAGAGUGGGUCAGUGUCACCCCCUUCUCAAGAAACAUAGUGUGUAAGGAGUGAGAUCAUGGAUUUAGAUUGUUUUGCCAUUCAUGGUGACUUCUGUGGUCUCCUGUGAAACACUCCACAGGUUUGGACUUUAGAUGGCAAAUUUUAGUUUCUUGUCUGUUUAUUUUCACUGUGUUGUCACCACAGAAGAAGGCCAGAGUGCCUGCACUUUCCUUAAAUUAUCUGUCUGGCAUUAUUCUAUGGCUUAUUUUUCAUAAUAUCAACAAAAUCCAAGACCAAAAUCAACAAUCCAUUUAUCUUUUCUGUAGUAUGUCCUGUGAAGUAAAUGUCUGGUACAGCUUAUUUCACUGUGCUAGAGCAUUAUUUUGAGUCAAUUCCCACAUGUUGUAAACACUCACUUCCACAAUAAAUAUCUAUUAAUUUGAUGCAAAAAAUAGGCCCCAGCAAAUGUUCUUGCUCCUAUGUAAUUUACUCCUAUUCGAGUAACAUUAGCUAAAAACUACAGUGCCCAGCAGUUUUACAGAGCCUUUUUAAAAAAAGUAAAACAAUCUAUUUGUCAACCAUUAUUAAAGAUUUAAAUGUUUAGAAACAGUGAUUAGGCUUUGGGCUGAGUAUCAUAGACAGGGUAGGGAAGAACUAACAGUGAGACUUACUAAAGCGGUAGUCACUCACAAAACCUCUCCAAACGGUUUUAUUUUCUCUGCACUGUUCAUCCCCACUGUUUUAAGAAAUUAUUUAAUUCAGUAGAGUUAUAAAAAUAAUGAACCUCUCUGAGCUUGCAAGCUUGCUAACUAACAGAAUGCUAAAUGUUUGCAAGCUAAAUGUUGCUUAGCAAGUUCAUUAGCUUGGUCACUAAUUUAACAAUAAGUUCAUACAGUUUAUGUGUUUGUCGCAUCGACUCCUUUCUCAUAGCUCUUUUGCGGGGGAGUUUACACUCCGACAGAGGAGGUUAAAUAAAAAUUAAUGGUGUAACAUGGCUAAUUAGUUACUGUAGCGUCCUCCAUUUUAGACUCUGCAUUCACUCAAAGUCAGGAGAGCAAAAUCCAGUGUCAAAUGUGGUGGUUAUGGUAAAUACAUUUUACUGAGAAAUAUUGUCAUUUUAAACUAUUGUUGGUUUUGGUCUUUUUGUGGGAUUUCUUUACAAUAAAAAAACCCCUAGAAUAACGCCAGACUCGUCCUUUCAAUAAACCAACCAAUUUCCAGAGUUUUGCAAUUGGUAGCAGGUUAGCCGCACGGGCAAGCUCAGCAUAAUGAAGAAAUAUAGGCCUAAAGAUUAAAAAUCUAACACAACUCUGGUUUUAAAUGCAGCAAUUUAAAACAUAGAAUUGAUGUUAUGAGAGAGCAACUGGAAUGGUAUAGUUGCAUUUAUGGUCCUCACAAAGCCGUAAAUAUCACUGUUGGUGAACUCAACGAAGUCAGCUCCAAAAACAAAAUGGAAUAGAAAAUCCUAGCUUCAUCUUAUUUACCUUCCAUCUCCGUCUCUCUGUUAGAAGCCAGUCAUCUCGCCAAAAUUGCCCAUGUGAUAAGCUGACCAACAUUUUGUUGAACAAUAUCACAUGAUUUUGAUUAUGUUUUGUUUAGUUUAAAUUGUUGAAAUGAGUGUUGAAGUGAGUGUUUGUAAUCGGUGUGGUGUUUUGUUUCAUUUAGCGUCAGAAUGAAUGAAUGUUGAGGAAGAAAUGUACAGCACAGUUUGAUUCAUGCAGUUAAACAAUAAGAAACAGAAUUUUUGUUAACUGGGUAAAAUAUCUCCUGGUGUUAUUUUCAGGGAAGUUUAGGGACAAAUGUGAAUGUAAGUAUGGUACAUAUUAUAAAAUACCCUCAGGUGUGCACGGCUGGGUGAUGAAGGAUCACUUGUCUAUGCAAUAUAAUAAAAACAAAUAACAUUUUAUUUUUUAGUUAAUAUAUUUGAUAGUUUCUUUUAUGUUAAUUACUUUCUAAAUUUAAGUCAGCACAGAAGAGCAAUGUUUAUAUCAUCUGGUUUCAUGUGCCUGCUGGAUUUGCCCAUACAGAUGAUAUGAAGAUCAAUUUAUAUAGAUACUUGUAUAUUUAUAUAAGAUAUUUAUAUUUUUCUUGUAUGAAGCCUUUUGGAAAAACCUCCUCUCAGUGGGUGUUGUGUUGAACGUUGCAGGAAUAUGGGUGGCGCAAUGUGUGCAGGACAAUUUUCAGAAGUUUAUGUCUUUUGUGGGGUUUAAUUGAGCCUUACUGUUCACAAUGACAACUCUGGUAACAGUUCAGUUAAUGUGUAUGGAUGUAAAUAAAGGAUUUUUUUUGUCAUGUAUAAGUGGAGAGAGCUGUGUGAGUGAAACUCCCUGAGAGGAAGCAGAGUUGAGAGCACAAACGAUUAAAUUAACAGAUUAGCUUCAUCAUAUUACAGCUGAUAUUUGACAUUUGGCUUUAUUACAUUUAUAAUACAAUAUAUACAGAGUUUUUAUUGUUUGUGAAUUUGUAUUUUAAUUGGUGAAACAAGAGGCAAACUAUUUUUUUUUCUAUGAAGAAGCUGGCUUCAAGAGAAAAAAUCUAAUAAAUAUCUCUGACAACA
Micropterus salmoides (largemouth bass) is the source of this 6753-nucleotide messenger RNA. RefSeq names its product protein phosphatase 1, regulatory subunit 18 (gene ppp1r18). The coding region runs from base 35 to 4261 and encodes 1408 amino acids. Lineage: Eukaryota; Metazoa; Chordata; Actinopteri; Centrarchiformes; Centrarchidae. The transcript is spliced from 2 exons. Gene Ontology annotation, molecular function: phosphatase binding. The record is from RefSeq and is a predicted model, not a curated record.